AUAAAAUAAAAAAAAAUCAAUUAUGCGAAUUUUCUUAUCGUCCAUCAUGAGAAUUUGCUUUGCAUCUGAUUCAUAAAGCUGCAUUUCUAUUGUAGCAGCUAAUGCAAAUCAGUCACAGAAACUUUCAUGAAAACUAAGUGUAAGACAACUUAACCUCGAUAAAUUUGACGCUAACCGGAUAGUAAAUAAAACGAUUAUUAAACGAAAAUGGAUAUUCGUCCAAACAACACUAUUUACAUAAAUAAUCUAAAUGAAAAAAUCAAAAAAGAAGAAUUAAAAAAAUCUUUAUAUGCCAUUUUUUCUCAAUUUGGACAAAUAAUGGAUAUUGUAGCCAUGAAAACAUUAAAAAUGAGGGGUCAAGCGUUUGUUAUAUUUAAGGAAAUAGCAAGUGCAACUAAUGCACUUAGAUCAAUGCAAGGGUUUCCAUUCUACGAUAAACCAAUGAGAAUACAAUAUGCAAAAACAGACAGUGAUAUAAUUGCAAAAAUGAAAGGAACAUAUGCAGAAAGACCGAAGAAACCGAAACGAGUUCCUGCACCUGCCGAAGAAGAAGCAAAAAGGGCAAAAAAGAGGGCAAAGGAACAGGCAAAACAUGCACAAGUUGGUUAUCAUUCUGGAGUUCCUGCACAUCCUGGAAUGAUAAAUACAGCUGUACCGGAACAGCCGCCAAAUCAAAUUCUUUUCUUAACUAAUUUACCUGAUGAAACAUCAGAAAUGAUGUUGUCUAUGUUAUUUAACCAGUUCCCUGGAUUUAAAGAAGUUCGACUUGUACCUAAUAGGCAUGAUAUUGCUUUUGUUGAAUUCGAAAAUGAAGUUCAAUCAGGUGCAGCUAAGGACGCUUUACAAGGAUUCAAAAUUACUCCAUCACAUGCAAUGAAAAUAUCGUUUGCUAAAAAAUAAAUUUCCGAUAACAAUAUUGCUAAUCUGCAU
This is a messenger RNA of Chelonus insularis, 930 nucleotides long. RefSeq names its product U1 small nuclear ribonucleoprotein A snf (gene snf). Gene Ontology annotation, biological process: mRNA splicing, via spliceosome. The transcript is spliced from 3 exons. The record is from RefSeq and is a predicted model, not a curated record. The coding region runs from base 208 to 900 and encodes 230 amino acids. Lineage: Eukaryota; Metazoa; Arthropoda; Insecta; Hymenoptera; Braconidae. Gene Ontology annotation, molecular function: U1 snRNA binding. Gene Ontology annotation, cellular component: U1 snRNP.